This is a messenger RNA of Macroventuria anomochaeta, 3024 nucleotides long. RefSeq lists its product as uncharacterized. Gene Ontology annotation, biological process: regulation of transcription by RNA polymerase II. The record is from RefSeq and is a predicted model, not a curated record. Bases 258 to 2738 code for a protein of 826 amino acids. The transcript has 4 exons. NCBI's taxonomy places the organism in Eukaryota, Fungi, Ascomycota, Dothideomycetes, Pleosporales, Didymellaceae. Gene Ontology annotation, cellular component: nucleus.
AGGUCUUGAGUGUUUCAGAUCUCACGUAUUGCCUUCCAUCAAAUUUACUUCUUCCAUUCGUCCCUUUCCCCUUACUGGGUUAGUCUUCACGCUGUGUAACAGAGUGAAGACGCGGAUAUGGUGUGGUCCAAAGGCAACGUGCUGACUUGCGGAAGCAACAAUGUCUCGACAUAAUAGGGUGAAUCCAACGAUCAACUUCAGUUACGUUGACGAAGCUCCGACCGUACCAGUUCAAUGAUAUCUAUUCCCAACAAUGGAUGUCCGCAGGCCCAAGAACCGUGAUACCUACUGCACCCAGCCCGACUAACACUAUUCGGACCAACUGGACUGUGCCAACAGGAACUGUGAAUCAAAUAAGUGUUCAGCAACCAAGGAAGGCCUGUCAGCAACAUGGGAACAUCGACCCAAGAUUGCAGGUCCCUCAUCCAUAUCUGUUACCACCAGGACCUCGAUCAAGUCCUACAGCCCAGCACAUCCCAGAGCCAAUUGCGAAUCCAAUAGCUCGCUUCUACCACCAGGACGACCCGCCAUGGAGCGCCCUUGAAAUGGGUAUGAGAAACCCUCAAGAGGACCCAAGUCGGAGCAACUUCCAUCAUACCCAGGAGAGCUAUAGCCAAUAUCGUCAAGGACCCUGUUCAGACAUUGGUAGUAAUGUUCCGGCGUCCGACUCUGGCUACUGCACGCAGCAGACUCGGUCAGUUCUGAGUAACGAACCCGGUCACGUUCAUCAAGAAUUGCCCCCGGACAUCAUGACCCACGCCAGGAACCUGAACGUCGGGUCUGAGAAUAGUGAGUUGCAGGCUAUGGUACGCAUAGCAUCGGAUCAGAGGUCCAUGUCACAGUACAGCAAUCGCAGUAGCCAUCAAAAGCAACAGUUUCCCUGUUCAGAACCAGGCUGCUCCAUGGUCUUGAAAUGUCAAUCUGAGCAUAAGAAGCACAUGCUCAAGCACGUCAAAGAUUUCAUCUGCAACAUACCUGGGUGCAAGAGGGGCAGUAACGGCUUUUCAACUGUUAAUGAUCUUGAUCGUCACAAGAAGAGCGUACACAAGAUUGGCUUGACCAACUCAAAGUCAUGGCAAUGCGCGGCCGGAAGCUGUACCAACAAGACCAAGAUAUGGCCGCGUUUGGAUAACUUCAAGCAGCACAUCGAAAGAAUGCACAAAGAAGAAGACAUGUUCGAGCUGAUCAAACGCUCGAAGUUCUAUCCUCAGGAGCCACAGACUGUGGUGCAACCGUUGUCCGUCGACCCAUCGCACUUGCUCGCAGGCAUGGGAUCCGAGUCUGCUUUAGCCAUUGAAGGCCCUGAUGACACCACAUUCUCCACAAAUCCACAAAGCUUCGAGUACCCGCAGUUCAUGUCGAUCAGUGGGCGCUCGAGCUCCAGCGCUUCCCAGGUUUCUCCCAGCACGAAUCCUCUUGGUGUAGCAAUGUCACAGUGUAGCACGGGUUCCUUCAACCGUACUGGUGGCAAUGCUUCCACGGGUCAAAGCUUCUCACAACCAACAGGGAGUCUACCAGAGGAACAAUCCGGUUGCCAGAAGUCUUUCUGUGUAUCAUCCGUUGGCGCAAUCACAAAGCCAACUUCAGCGCAAGUUUCUAAGCACAAUGGAAACACGACAUUGCCCCUUCAACUAUCGAAUACGGCGCAAACCAAGGCCGAACAACAACAACAACAACAACAACAACAACAACAACAACAACAACAACAACAACAACAACAACAACAACAACAACAACAACAACAACAACAACAACAGCGACAGGCUCUCGAGAAGCUCUCAAAAGCUAAUCUCGAAGAUAUUCUGCUUCGGGUUUUGGGCGAGCAAUCACAACAGGAUGGCACAAACGGGAGCCCAGUCGUUGUUCUUUCUGAAACCGACAGAUUGGCACUCGCAGACCUUGUCAAGCAAACCAUCAAGCCUCCACGAGCGCCACAACGUCGUUUGACUCAAGGAUCCUCUUCUGGUAUGCAACACUGCCCUUACGAGGACUGCAGCUUCACUGGCCGGACCUGCGACUUGAAUAAACAUGUGAAGAGGCACAAGAAGCCAUAUGGCUGUACCUACCCCAAGUGCCACAAGCGAUUCGGUGCUAAGUCGGACUGGAAACGUCAUGAGAAUUCCCAGCACUUCCAGCAAGAGGCUUUCCGUUGCGACUACCUGCACAGCUCGGGUCGGCGAUGCGGACAACACUACUACCGCAUGGCGCAGUUCCAGAAACACCUUGGGCUUGAGCACGAGAUCAUAUCGCAAGACAAAGUACAGGAAUAUCUUGCACGAUGCAGGAUAGGCAAGAAUCGCCAGAUUCAAUAUUGGUGCGGUUUCUGUUGCGAGAUCAAGAUACUUAAGACCAAGAGAAACCUUGCAUGGGAUGAGCGCUUCGACCAUAUCGCGAACCACUUUGAAAAAGAUUCGCCGAAGAAAUGCAUUGACGACUGGAUAUGCGUGGAAGAAAACAAGACAAAAAAAGAACUAAAGGACGAAAUAUUGUUGGCCAGAGAAAAAAAAGACGUAGAUGCUGAGAGCUCUAACGACGGCGAUGAACUGUCUCUUGCCGCAGAAGGCACAGCAUAUUCAUUCUCCGAGCCUACACAGGACACGUCCAGGAAGCGAUCAGCUCCUGCAGACACCAGUGACCCUUGUCCACCUACGAAGCGUAAGAAGACUGUGACGACGACAGUAUUCUAUUGUGUAAGUAUCAACUCAACAGUCUUUCAGAACCAAGCUAAUGUGCGAUAGUGCGGCUGUGGCUACGGUGGCUCAAUUGCUCUCCAAGACAGCUGCAUGAAUUGUAUGCACUUCUUCUGCGGAUCCUGUAGUGGUGAAACCGUCGCUUCUCGUUCGUUGGAAGAUUGAUGCGCGUUUUCUCCUUGCCUCGUUUUCGCAAUCAGAGGUCUUCCCUGAGAUUUGUUUUGAAAUCUGAGCGUUCCCUGUAGUACACCCAGCUGUUUUAGGGCGCGCACGCGUCUGCUGACUUCCUGAUCUUGAGUGUUCUUGAUGAUAGAUAACGCAGGAAAGGAGGCGA